AUGUGUGGCACUGAAGUAGUUUUAGUGUUCUUGCAACAUCGAGUGCAGCCGCUAAUGUCUCGACCCCACCAGUUAUGGCUUUAUACUGACAAGUGCGACAAGUCAAGGAUCAGCUCCGCCGACCUGUCGGCAGAUGAGCUUCGGGACGAGGCCUCCUCCGUCGUUCAAUGCUAUCUUCCCACACCGGAAAGCGGCGUGGAACCAGAGGAUGAUGAUGACGAUUCCGAAGGGACCGAGGACGUCCAGCAGGUCUUUGAGGACAGCAAUGUCCAGGAGGACGACACUGUCGAGGAAGCCGCUUUCACCAGGAGCAAGCGUCGCUUGCAGAUAGACGAGGAUUUUAUUACGACGGGUGAAUCUAGUCCCAGCGACAAAGAUAAUGAUGCCGUUGGAGCUUCUCCGCCUUCUCCUGCCGACAAGGGGCCGUCAGGCUUCUUUGCAACCGAAGAUGACCUGGAACUCUCUGAUGAUGAUCAUGUUCCUCUCGCAAAGAGGGCUAAAUUGUCUGCUGAGAGAACGGCAUCAGCUAAGGAGCCGAAUCCUUCUCCUGCCGAGUCGACGCCUCCCACGAGGACGGCCGUGGAAAAAAUUCCAGUGUCGAAGGUUAUUCCUCCUGGCGAUGCUCCUACUUCGCCGGCUGCUCGCGACCACCGCUGCCACCCCUUCCCUCAAUCCACCUACCACCGGCGCCCCCUGAGCAACGCCACCACCCACCGGCGGCCGCACAAGGUCGUCGCCAGGGAGGCAGACGGCUCCGUCAAGUUCGGACAGGGCGAGGGCUCUGCCUACCUCUUCGACCCGGACAUCUACACCGACGGCAGGAUCUCCGUGCAUGGCAUCGACGUCGUGCUGCUCCCGGAGGACGACACCAAGCCCUCCACGCCCAUCACAGCCGCACCAGUCAGGAAGGCGCUCGCAGUCACCGGUACCAGCAGGAGCAAAUUCUGGCGAGAGGCUGAAAACGCCCAGCUUCGGAAGACUGUCAAAUCUUCGGCUGAUCAAGUGCUGGAGGCCAACAGGCUUUCCUCCGAUGCCAAGAAGGAAAAUGCCUUGCUGAAGGAGGAGCUGUCGAAGCUGAAGCAGCAGAUGAAGGAUGAACAGGAAGCCAGGCGUGCGACAGUGGUUGCAGUCGAUAAGAAGGAAGGCGUCCUCCGCAAAUCCAUCAAGGAUUUAUUGGAAGCCGCCAAUAUAACCAUCACUCGACGCCAUCAGCUUCGGGAGGACUCCACAUCCGACGCCCUGUCGCUUGCUGCUGAGUCUAAUGUCCAAGUCCUCGGGCUUCUGCAAAAGACUAGAGGAGCAUUGUCGAGGCUGUACUCGAUGAUCUUCCCGAAGAUGAAGCAGGACAAGACUCUUGGCGAGAUGGCGGACGCUUUUCUCAUCGACUCUUCCGAGCCUGUGGAGAUCGCUUCAUCUUCUUCUCGUGCCGAGCUUUUCUCAAAUCCUUCGACUAACAAUGAAUCUGACCUUGUUCACCACUUACGUGACCAAGUGUCUCGUUUAAAUAAAGACAUUACUUCUCUUCGGGCCAUGGCAGCGUUGGUGAAGAAAAAGGGCGAAAUAGCAACUGCUAUUGAGAAAUAUGCUCUCGAUGGUCUCCAUGUCGCCACUGAAAGUUUGGGCUUUGUAACUUCAGAUAAAUCCGAGGAGAACAGGAAGAUCCAUGAAAAGGUCGAGGCGAUGACUGAUAAAAGAAACUGGACGAUACAUUGGAAAACGGGGAUCGAAAGCUCGUGGUCGACCUUGGCUGGCAGCCUCCUCGCCGGCGCUGCUCCUCCCCGCCACUUCCGUGGUAGCCUCAGCUCGACGCGGAUGUUAGCGACCACACAAGAUGCACCUCACCAGCAUCUUGUGCCGGCCAAGCCCCGGCCGACCUCGCCGCCUCUGCCUCUCGUCGCCCAAGCAGCGUUGCCUGCUGCCGCCUACCUCCUGCCUUAG
Molecule: messenger RNA, 1938 nt
Organism: Lolium perenne
Lineage: Eukaryota; Viridiplantae; Streptophyta; Magnoliopsida; Poales; Poaceae
Source: RefSeq, a predicted model, not a curated record